GAAACAUUUAUUUUCGAGAGAUGGUGAUAAUGAAAAACCUCCUAUUUUACUUCAGAUGGCCAACGAUACUGAUGAUCUUCCAUUUAUAUCUACUCUACAGUCCUUUAGGCGUCGGGUUGCCUACGCUAAUGCACGAUAUGAUCAUCUUGUUGGAUGGAGUACAUCAUCACUGCGGCGUUGAAGUGAGCUCCCAAAGAAUUGACAAAUACCCGCAUGUCGUAAAUGUGGAGUUAGCAAAACCUGUGAAUACUCAAGAAGAAAUGUCUUUAGAGGGCCAAGUCAAUGUAUGCAAGACCAUUGAUAUGGAAGAGGCAAUGAUCAGGGGUCUCACAAAAAUGAGCUGGGAAAGGGUUGAUAUUGACUUCAGUGGAACUAAACAAAGACUUUUGGCGCAUAGUACUAUUCAGGUAAAAACUUACUGUGUGAAUUCCGCCGGAGCUGAUGUGAUACAACAUAUGAUCGACAAUUUUCUGUUAUAGGUGUCACCAAAUUACAUUUAUUUAUGCAUCAAUUUAUUUUAUUUUAUUUUUCAGUUUCUUCCAUAUGGAGAUAAUGUAA
Messenger RNA from Camellia sinensis, 558 nucleotides. RefSeq lists its product as uncharacterized. The record is from RefSeq and is a predicted model, not a curated record. Lineage: Eukaryota; Viridiplantae; Streptophyta; Magnoliopsida; Ericales; Theaceae.